AUGUCGUUCUUUAGACCCCGCCAUGCCGCUCUUUUGCUUUCAAUUGCAAUCGUAUGCGUAUAUGCUCAGGGCCAUGCUACAUCUGUUGCGAGCAUGAGCUUGCCGGAGAUAGAGGAACAGCUCCAACAAUGUCCUCUUGUGCAAGAUCUUAAUGCAUAUAAACAAGUGACAUCUCCAGUUACCUCGACUCUUACUUCCCGCAUAUUUGCAGUCCUUUUCCCUUCCACGCCCGCUGUCAAUGCCCUUUUAGCAACCCUUUAUAUCUCUGGACCUCCCAAUUUCCUCCUGGCAUUAUGUCCACCGAACAUCGACCCUUCUUCUCUUUCCGUAAUGGUAGCAUUCGCAGUAGGUGGUCUUCUAGGUGAUACAUUAUUCCACCUUCUUCCCGAAAUCUUCCUUGGCGAGGAUGCCCACGAAAAUGUGCGAUUUGUGCUGGUAGAACCGAACCGCAAUUUAUUGCUCGGUGUUGCGAUCAUGGUUGGAUUCGUCACAUUUGUUGCUAUGGAUAAAGGCUUAAGAAUUGCUACUGGUGGGGAAGGUCAUGAUCAUUCACAUAACCAUGGACACGGCAGUGAGAAGGAAACAUCCGCUAUUUCAAGCAAUUUGGACGAUACACUUGCCAAAAGUACUAGAUCAAGAAAGAAGGACAAUGGAAAGUCAAUUGUUGAGGUUGAAAAGACGGAAAAAGAAAUCAAUUCCAGUGUGAAGCUUGCUGGGUAUCUUAACCUUAUAGCCGAUUUCACGCACAACAUCACAGAUGGUCUCGCCAUGUCCUCUUCCUUCUACGCAUCACCAACAAUUGGCGCAACAACCACAGUCGCAGUAUUUUUCCACGAAAUCCCUCACGAAGUCGGUGAUUUUGCCCUCUUGAUCCAAUCUGGUUUCUCCAAACGCGCAGCCAUGGGUGCACAAUUCUUAACCGCCCUUGGAGCACUCCUCGGCACCGUCAUUGGUAUCAUGAUACAAGAAUAUGGAUCCAGUACAGAUGAAGGCGGCAUUGGCAGAUUCGACGGACUGAUGGGCACAAGUUUAGAGUGGGGUGAUAUGUUGUUACCAUUCACUGCUGGAACGUUCCUGUAUGUGGGAACUGUAGCUGUUAUCCCGGAAUUGUUGGAGACUGGAAAGGAUAGAGGUGUUGAGUUGACAAAGACUCUUAAGCAAUUUAUGGCUAUGGCUGCAGGAGCUGGAAUUAUGCUUUACAUUUCUUGGUCAUAG
Molecule: messenger RNA, 1215 nt
Organism: Sclerotinia sclerotiorum 1980 UF-70
Lineage: Eukaryota; Fungi; Ascomycota; Leotiomycetes; Helotiales; Sclerotiniaceae
Exons: 4
Coding region: 1-1215 (404 amino acids)
Biological process (GO): intracellular zinc ion homeostasis; zinc ion transmembrane transport
Cellular component (GO): membrane
Molecular function (GO): zinc ion transmembrane transporter activity
Source: RefSeq, a predicted model, not a curated record